AUGGCUGCCGCAGAGACGCGUAGGCUGCUUGAGCAGCUCAUGGGCGAGCAGCUCAUGAGCGGAACCGACCAGCGCGCGCCCCAGCUCAGCAUCACCGACCCCAAGGUCUGCCGCUCGUAUCUUGUCGGCAACUGUCCCCAUGACCUCUUCACCAACACCAAGAACGAGCUGGGCCCCUGCCCCAAAGUGCACAAUGAGGCGCUCAAGACCGAGUACCAGGACGCCGACGCCGACCAGAAGCGCAGGUGGGGCUUCGAGUUUGACUACAUGCGCGACAUGCAGCAUCACAUUGACAGCUGUAACCGAAAGAUAGAUUCGGCCCAGCGCCGCCUAGAGAAGACGCCCGAGGAAAUCCGCCAGACGAACGCUCUGCUCAAAGCCAUCAACGAACUUACCAAGUCGAUUGACGCCGGCAUGCUCGAGAUCCAGAUCAUGGGCGAGGAGGGCAUGGUCAACAUGGCCGUCCAAGAGUUCACAAAGGUCCGCUACAAAAAGGCCGAGAAGGAGGAGCGCGAGCGCGAGCUGAGGGCCCUCUCAGACACCGGAGGCCCUUCAGGGCACCAGAAGCUCCAGGUGUGCGACGUAUGCGGUGCGUAUCUCAGUCGUCUGGACAAUGAUCGUCGUCUAGCAGACCACUUCUACGGCAAGAUGCAUCUUGGAUAUGCGCAGAUGCGCAAGUCGUACGACACGCUGUCCAAGGAGCUCAAGGACCGAGUUCCGCCCCGCAAUUCCUACGCUCCCUCUGGUGGCGACAUGGAUCGAGGCAGUGGUGGGGGCUGGGGAGGCGGUGGGUAUGGCGGCGGCGGCGGUGGCUAUCGUGGCGGACGAGGCCGUCGCGGUGGCAGAAGAGGCGGCUGGUAAUCCUCCUCAGGUCCCGGCGUUAAGGUGUGUCUAUGAGAUUCCCAAAAUGUGCAGCUUACCACAGUAUUGAUGCGAAAGAAAAAAAAACAACCGCGACUUUGGCGGUACCUGUACAACAUCUGGCGACUUAUUUGGGCUUU
Messenger RNA from Exserohilum turcica Et28A, 1001 nucleotides. RefSeq lists its product as uncharacterized. The record is from RefSeq and is a predicted model, not a curated record. Gene Ontology annotation, molecular function: mRNA binding. Gene Ontology annotation, biological process: mRNA splice site recognition. Gene Ontology annotation, cellular component: U1 snRNP; U2-type prespliceosome. Lineage: Eukaryota; Fungi; Ascomycota; Dothideomycetes; Pleosporales; Pleosporaceae. The coding region runs from base 1 to 861 and encodes 286 amino acids. The transcript is spliced from 3 exons.